AUGUAUUUGAUUCAUAGCUAUGAACCAACUCAAGCUGAUGUUUCUGUGUUCAAAGAACUUGCCAGUAAGGUUCCUGACCAUGUGAAGUUCCCUCAUGCCGCACGAUGGUACAAUCAUAUUGCUUCUUAUUCUGACGAAUUCACCUCACUGCCUGCAGAACGAUUAAAGGCUGAACGUCUAGAAGCGUAUCGCAAAAAAAAGGAAUCUAAGCCAAAGGUUAUCGCUAAAAGUAUGGUUUGCUUAGAUGUCAAACCUUGGGAAGAUACUACUGAUCUGGUUGAAAUGGAAAAGCUUGUGAGGGGUGUUACUUUGGAUGGGCUCGUGUGGGGAGCUUCUAAAUUGAUUCCAAUUGGCUAUGGUAUCAAAAAGUUACAAAUUUCAUGUGUCGUUGAGGAUGAUAAAGUUGGCAUUGAAGAACAAAUUACUGGAUUUGAAGAUCACGUUCAAAGCGUUGAUGUUGUUUCCUUCAACAAAUUGUAA
This is a messenger RNA of Racocetra fulgida, 480 nucleotides long. The record is from the annotation of a GenBank genome assembly. Lineage: Eukaryota; Fungi; Glomeromycota; Glomeromycetes; Diversisporales; Gigasporaceae.